This is a messenger RNA of Agelaius phoeniceus (red-winged blackbird), 4443 nucleotides long. The record is from RefSeq and is a predicted model, not a curated record. NCBI's taxonomy places the organism in Eukaryota, Metazoa, Chordata, Aves, Passeriformes, Icteridae.
GGAUGGGGAAACCGGGCCCGAGAUGGGGACACGCGGGGCCGUGACAUGGCCGCGCCCCUCGCAGAGACCACGCCCCUCGCGCAGACCACGCCCACAUAGUAAAUAAAGGCGUGGUCAAAAUAUGCGCGCGGGGGGCGUGGCCAGGAGUUGGCGGACGGUCAAUGAUUGACGCGUGAGGGCGCGGCCAGGGCGCGGCGCUCAAUGGGCGUGGCCAGGAGCUGGCUGGCGUCCAAUGGGCGGCGCGUGCGUUGUGUGGGGGCGUGUCCCGAGCCGCGCCGCUCAGCCAAUCAGCGCCGCGUGCGUGCGCGGGGCGCGGCCGGGGCGGCGCCGCGGCGGGAGCGGAACGGGAGCGCGGAGCGGAGCGGGAGCGGAGAUGGAGCGGCGGGGCGGGCUCGGGCUGGCGGCGCUGGGCGCCCUGGGCCGGCGGCUGCUCUGGGCGCUGCCCGCUUAUGCCGCGGGGCUGCUGGGGCUCGGGGCGGGCGCCGUGGUGCUCGCCCUGGCGCUCUACGCGGGCUGGCGGCGGCGGCGGCGCGCCCGGGAGCGCGGGAUGCGCGCGGCCGAGCGCCUGCACCGCGAAGAAGAAGCGGCGGUGCGCGCCGCCGCCCGCGGGGAGCUGCCGGCCUGGGUCAGCUUCCCGGAUGUGGAGCGGGCGGAAUGGCUCAACAAGGUCCUGGCCCAGGCCUGGCCCUUCCUGGGCCGGUAUCUCGAGAAGCUCCUGCAGGACUCGGUGGCCCCGGCCAUCCGCGCCUCCAGCGCUCACCUGCAGAGCUUCACCUUCACCAGGGUGGACCUGGGACAGAAGCCCCUCCGUGUCCUGGGCGUCCAAGCCCACCCUGGAACCCACAAGAAGCAAAUCCUGCUGGACCUCAACAUCAGCUACGUGGGCGACGUCCAGAUCGACGUGGAGGUGAAGAAAUUCUUCUGCAAGGCGGGGGUGAAGGGGAUGCAGCUCCAUGGGGUGCUCAGGAUCAUCCUGGAGCCGCUGCUGGGGGAUGCGCCCAUCGUGGGGGCGCUCAGCCUGUUCUUCAUCCGCCGCCCGACGCUGGACAUCAACUGGACAGGAAUGACCAACCUGCUGGACAUCCCGGGGCUCAGCUCCAUGUCGGACUCGAUGAUCAUGGACAGCAUCGCCUCCUACCUGGUGCUGCCCAACCGGCUCCUGGUGCCGCUGCUGCCCGACCUGCCCGAGGCUGCGCGGCUGCGCUGGCCCCUGCCCAGGGGCGUGGUGCGGGUGUCGCUGGUGGCCGCGCGGGCGCUGCGCUCCAAGGAUCGGUUCCUGGGCGGGCUCGUCCAGGGCCGCUCGGACCCGUACGCGCUGCUCAGGGUGGGGACACAGGCGGCCACCAGCAGGGUCAUCGGGGACAGCCUGGACCCCGUGUGGGACGAUAUGUACGAGUUCAUGGUGCACGAGGUGCCCGGGCAGGAGCUGGAGGUGGAGCUCUUCGACAAGGACCCCGACAAGGACGAUCUGCUGGGCAGGAUGAAGCUGGACCUCGGGGAGGUGCUCAGAGCUCGGGUGAUGGACGAGUGGUUCCCGCUGCAGGAGGGCGGGCAGGGCCGGCUCCACCUGCGCCUGGAGUGGCUCUCGCUGCUCUCCGACGCCUCCAAGCUGGACCAGGUUUUGGAAAAGAACCAAAAAAUCGUGGCCAAGCCUGACCCGCCCUCCUCCGCCAUCCUCGUGGUGUAUCUGGACAGGGCUGAGGGGCUGCCCGUAAGGAAAGCAGGCAAGGAGCCCAACCCCGUGGUGCAGGUGUCGGUGCAGGACGUCACCAGGGAGAGCAAGGUGGUCUGCAACACCUCAGCCCCCGUGUGGGAGGACGCCUUCCGCUUCUUCCUGCACGACCCCCGCAACCAGGACGUGGAUUUCCAGGUGAAGGACGACCCCCGCCAGUCCCCCCUGGGCUCUCUGUCGCUGCCUCUGUCGCGACUCCUGGAGUCGCCGUCGCUGUCGCUGGCCGAGCCCUUCCCGCUGCAGCGCUCGGGGCCGGGGGCGCUCCUGCACCUCCAGCUGGAGCUCCGGGUGCUGUUCCCGGAGCCCCCCGAGCCCGGCGCGGCCACCCCGGCACAGGCGGAGCCCCCCAAAGGUGACACCGAGGGACCCCCCCGGAGACCGAGCCGGGCCGGGCCCGACCCCCGCGCCGGCAGCGAGCGGGUGCUGCGGGUGCAGCUCCUGGAGGCCGCGGACCUCGUGGCCAAGGACCAGCGGCUCGGGGGCCUCGCGGGCCGCUCCGACCCCUACGCCGAGACCCGCGCGGGCGGGAGCCGCUUCCGGAGCCGCGUGGUGCGAGAGGAGCUGAACCCGCGCUGGAACGAGAGCUACGAGGUGAUCGUGGACGAUGUCCCAGGGCAGGACGUGGAGUUCGACCUCUUCGACAAAGACAUCGACAAGGACGAUUUCCUGGGCAGGUGCAAGGUGCCCCUCAGGAGGGUCCUGAGCAGCCGCGUCGUGGAUGAGUGGCUGCCCCUCCAGGACGUUCGCUCGGGGCGGCUCCACGUGCGCCUGGAGAGCCUCGAGCCACGGCCCAGCCCCGAGCUGCUGGACAGGGUCCUGCACACCAACGCCCUCCUGCAGCCCCAGCACGGCCCGGAGCUCUCGGCCGCGCUGCUCCGCGUGUACCUGACAGAGCCGCGAUCUGCCGAUGUCCCCAAAUGUCCACAAAAUGUCCCCAAAUGUCCCCCCCAGCUCCUGAAGGGCUCCCAGCCCCCCUCAGCCUUUGCCAGCCUGGCCGUGGGCGACGCCUCCUUCAAAACCAAGAGCUGCCCCCCCUGCACGGAGCCCGUGUGGGAUGAAGGCUUCUCCUUCCUCAUCAGGCGCCCGCACCUGGAGACCCUGGAGCUGCAGGUCCGGGCCGAGGCGGGGCCUGCCCUGGGCUCUCUGACGCUGCCCCUGGCGCGGCUGCUGCCCCGGCCCGGGCUCUGCACGGACGGGUGGGAGCCCCUGGCCGGGGGGGGGCGGAUCCUGCUCAGGGCGCAGCUCGGGGUGCUGGUGCCGCUGGAGGUUGAGGAGGGGGGCGGCCAGGAGAGGCGCCCCCAGCCCACGCAGGGGCCCCGGGUGCUGCUCUCGCUCCGGUUCCAGCGCGAGCAGCGCCGCCUCGUGGCCAUCGUGCACAGCUGCAGGGACCUGCGGGCGGCCUCCAAGGACCUGCCCGACCCCUACGUGUCCCUGGCGCUGCUCCCCGAGCGCAGCCGCGCCACCAAGCGCAAAACGGGGGUGCAGAAACGGACCCUGAACCCCGAGUUCAAUGAGAGGUUCGAGUGGGAGCUGCCCCCGGAGGAGGCCCCGCGGCGCCGCCUCGAGGCCACCGUGAAAUCCUCGGUGAAUUUCGUGACCCGGGAGAAGGAGACGCUGGGCAAGCUGCAGCUGGAGCUGGCCCAGGUGGAUCUGAGCGAGGGGGACCCGCGCUGGUACGAGCUGCAGGACGAGCGGAGCCUCCCCUGAAUUUGGGGACCCCCCCCCCCCCACAAAUCCCCACACACGGGGGGGGCUCGGGACCCCCCCCCCACCAAAGAGGUGCCGGGACCCCCCCCCAGCGCCCCCCCCCCCAAAAGCUCUGGUGCCUUGCGACCCCCCCCAAAAAGGGACCCCGAGAGACCCCCGGGGUUCUGUGACCCCCCCCCAACACCGGGGGCGCUUCUUGGAGCCGCUGCUGCCACCGCCGGGGCUGUCCCCAAGGUGCCACCAAGAUGCCACCCCCGGGAUGUCCCCAAAUGUCCCUGGGUUAUCAUCGGGAUGUCCCCAAGAUGUCACCGCCGGGAUGUCCCUGAAUGUCACCAGGAUGUCCCCAGGGUAUCACUGGGAUGUCACCACUGGGAUGUCCCCAAGGUGUCCCCAAGGUGUCCCCAAGGUGCCACUGCCGGGAUAUCACCGGGACAUGACCGGGAUGUCCUUGGAUGUCACUGGGAUGCCACUGGGAUGUCCCUGGAUGUCACCACUGGGAUGUCCCUGGAUGUCACCGAGAAAUCACCGGGAUGUCCCCAAAUGUCACUGGGAUGUCACCGGGUUAUCACCACUGGGAUGUCGUCACUGGGAUGUCCCUGGGAUGUCACCGAGAUAUCACCAGGACAUCACCGGGUGUCACCAGGAUGUCCCCAGACGUCACUGGGAUGUCCCCAAGGUGUCCCCAGAUGUCACCACCAGGAUGACCCUGGAUGUCCCCAAGGUGUCACUGCUGGGAUGUCACCGGGUGCCACCAGGAUGUCCCUGGAAUGUCACCAGGUGUCCCCGGGAUGUCCCUGGAUGUCCCCAGGAUGUCCCCGAGAUGCCACCGCCAGGCCACUGCUGCGAUGCCACCACCGUGCCGCCCCCGGGCUGUCCCCGGGCUGUCACCCCUGGGCUGUCCCCGGGCUGUCACCCCCGGGCUGUCCCCGGGCUGUCACCGCGCUGCCGCCACCGCCGUGCAACGCCCUCCCCUUGCCCGCGCUAAUAAAGGAGGGAGGACACGG